AUGUUGCCAUUACAAAAUCACAACUUAAAUUCCAAUUCAACAUAUUUACCAAAUCUAAAUAAUAAUAAUAACAAUAAUACAAUGCCCUCGACUUUGGUCGGUGGCAAGACUCCUUCAUCGCCGCGCCAAUUUUUCGCACGUCUUUAUGGUCAUCUGGAAACCAAUGAGGAAUCGAAGGCGUCUCCGUCCGAUUUAAAAACUAAUUUUGCUACUUCGGCAGAAGUCUCCUCUUCCUUUGAAUCGCCCGCGAAUUGUGAAACACAUUAUCAAAGUGAUGGUGCCACUACCACAUCUUCCCCAGAUAUUUCAAUAAGUGAUGAAAGAACGGACAUAAAUAUUCCCAGAGCUUGUUCUGCGGUGGGUUUAACGCAAGUCUUGCCAACGGAUUACAAUAAAAAUGAUGUGAAUAAUGUUUUACCGCCUACAUUUGUGGGAAUGCCAUUCGGAUUUCAUAAUGAGAGUCCAUUUUCUGUGGGAUUAAGUGCAUUUCUGGCUCGACGACGUCGCAAAGAGGGCAGACAACGACGUCAGCGUACCACAUUUAGCAAUGAGCAAACUUUACGUUUGGAAGUGGAGUUUCAUCGCAAUGAAUACAUAUCGCGUAGCAAACGUUUUGAAUUAGCCGAAGCCUUAAAUCUUUCAGAGACACAAAUCAAAAUCUGGUUUCAAAAUCGUCGUGCCAAAGAUAAACGCAUUGAAAAGGCUCAGAUUGAUCAACAAUACAGAAGUUUUGUUGUGGCCAAUGGUUUUAUGAGCAGCAUAAUGGGUCAGACGGCUUAUCCAGGCACCACAACAAUGAUAACCAAUCUUCAGCAGAGUUUGUAUCAUCAACAUCCACAUCAUGCAGCAUAUCAGGCAACACCACAUCAACUGCAACAGAUGUCCACGCAGCACACACCUCCCGCACAUAUGCAUGCAGUGGCAAAUGCAACGAUGCAUUCCUUGAACUCAAACGCGAAUGCCUUGCAUGAGAUCAAGGACAAUUUUAAUAGGGCAAAUAAUGAUUUGAUAACUUCAAAACAACCCCCACCACCGCCACCGACACCAACAGCGGCCCAGACGCCUAUAACAACAUCACCAUCAUUAGGAAUUGAACCCGUUGCUAUCAUAAACAAUGGCAGUAACAACAAUGUUAAUUAUGGUGACACUAAUAGUUUUCAUAGAAACCCCAAUAACAGUCACAAUAUCCAAAGUAGCAGCAGCAGCAGCAGCAGUCAUAGAACAGGUAGUACAAGUGUUGUUGGCCAACACACCACCACCGCUCCCAGCGAUACUGCUGUGGCCAUUGUUGCUGCCAAUGGUUUAAUUGUAAACCACCACAUUCGUGGUAUGCAUAGUGGCAAUGAUUUUCUAUGGACUGGACCGACCUUAGAGAUUGACAAGGAACGCUUCUUCACAUGGAAAUAUGUGGCUACAACAACUAGAACAGAACCUUUAGAUCAAGUGCAGUUUCAGGCAGGUCGAGAUAGUAUCUAUGCAGACACAGUCACAUUCCUUGAAGAUCGACCGCCACCCUUUGCAAGUGGCGAUGGUAGCGGAGGAGGUGGUGGCGAUGGUGCAUAG
Messenger RNA from Stomoxys calcitrans (stable fly), 1563 nucleotides. It is a transcript of the gene ro, whose product is annotated as homeobox protein rough. The transcript is spliced from 6 exons. Gene Ontology annotation, biological process: regulation of DNA-templated transcription. The record is from RefSeq and is a predicted model, not a curated record. Bases 1 to 1563 code for a protein of 520 amino acids. Gene Ontology annotation, molecular function: DNA binding; DNA-binding transcription factor activity, RNA polymerase II-specific. NCBI's taxonomy places the organism in Eukaryota, Metazoa, Arthropoda, Insecta, Diptera, Muscidae.